Messenger RNA from Cydia fagiglandana, 627 nucleotides. RefSeq names its product rho GTPase-activating protein 17-like. Lineage: Eukaryota; Metazoa; Arthropoda; Insecta; Lepidoptera; Tortricidae. Bases 1 to 627 code for a protein of 208 amino acids. The transcript is spliced from 4 exons. The record is from RefSeq and is a predicted model, not a curated record.
AUGCACCCUCGGGCGACGGCGCCGCGGCCGCACACGCGCGAGGAGGCGGGCGCGGGCUACGUGGAGAUGCGGCCCGGCGAGCCCGUGCCGCCCCGCGUCGCCACCACGCCCGACGGCUACGUGGAGAUGAGCCUCGGCUCUAGAACGCCCCUCCGGCCGGCGGUCCUCGCGUCCUCCCCUCAAACCCGCUCCCUCUUAACGGACACCCUGUUUCCCCUCACCCUGGAGUCGCCUCCGGAAAGCGUGGAACCGGCGAGGCAACCAGCGAAACCGGAGCCUAAGCCGGACCCGGCGCCGGAGUUGCAUCACCCGCUUACGACUUUGAGAGAGAUUUCUGAAGAGUGUCCAAGGAAAAGUCCGGAGCUAUCGUCGUCGCCUUCGUACGUGGCUCUCAGCCGGCAAACCAGUCGCGUGGACACGGAGAAGCAAGGCAACCCGACUAUUGUCAAGGCGGGCGGCUUGUCGGCGCCGGCGCGCUUCGAGCCGCGGCCCUUGCCCCCCGCCCCCCCCGGGCUGCACUACGCCGCGCUCGACCUCGAGCAGCGCGCCGCCGCCGCGCCCCAGCCGCCCCGCACCUACACGCAGAUCGACUUCCUGCGCAGCGAGAAGCUCGCCGCCGACAACUAG